GCCUUUUUGUAUCUUUUGUAUCGUCCGCAUUCGCAAACUUUCUAUCUUGCAGUGUAUCUCUUCUUCACAACCACAUCCCAUCAUUUGAUUGCAUUGAAGAUCACACCGUCAAGAUGCCGAAGUUCUUCUGCGACUACUGCGACGUCUACCUGACGCACGACAGCAUGAGCGUGCGCAAGGCGCACAACAGCGGCCGAAACCACCUCCGCAACGUCGUCGACUACUACCAGCAGAUCGGCCACGAGAAGGCCCAGUCCGUCAUCGACUCCAUCACCUCCUCCUACGCCGCCGAGGGCCAGGCCCACGCCAACCCCAUGCUGCCCCAGAACCAACCCGGCGGCGCGGCCGCGGCAGCAGCUGCAGCGGCGGCAGGUGGUUUCCCGGGAAUGCCGCCGCCUCCCUUCAACUUCCCCGGCGGAAUGCCUCCUCCGUUCCCCGGUCUACCAGGCGGCAUGCCUCCACCGCCCGGCGGCGCGUUUCCAGCAGGAAUGCCUCAACAGCGCCACCAGGCCAAGCAGGCCGCGGCCUCCCACCCCCGCCCUUCCCAGGCCCAAGCGGCCUACCCAUCCCACCCCCCGGCUCGGGGCUGCCGUUCCCUCCCCCACCAGGCGGUCUGCCGUUCCCGCCCCCCGGCGCGGGCGGCGCAAACGCGCCUCCCUUCCCGUUCCCCGGCAUGCCGCCGCCUGGACAGGGUUUCCCUGGUGGUCCUACGCCGCCUGGAGGCGUGGGGUUCCCGCCUCCGUCUGGACCGCCUGGGCGCUAGAGUCGCUAGGGUCGUGCUGGUAGUAGUAACGGCCGUGGCGGUAUGAUGAUAGGGGGAGAGGGGAUGCGGGAUGGCCUGCCCAGGAUGUAGCUUUUCUAUUCUACCACUCGACCAUUGAAUUUGGUGAAGUGCUCGGAUGGAAGGUUAU
Messenger RNA from Annulohypoxylon truncatum, 911 nucleotides. RefSeq names its product U1 zinc finger-domain-containing protein. The transcript is spliced from 3 exons. Gene Ontology annotation, cellular component: U1 snRNP; nucleus. Lineage: Eukaryota; Fungi; Ascomycota; Sordariomycetes; Xylariales; Hypoxylaceae. The record is from RefSeq and is a predicted model, not a curated record. Gene Ontology annotation, molecular function: pre-mRNA 5'-splice site binding; zinc ion binding. Bases 114 to 809 code for a protein of 231 amino acids. Gene Ontology annotation, biological process: mRNA 5'-splice site recognition; spliceosomal snRNP assembly; mRNA splicing, via spliceosome.